GGCAUAUUUCUGAUUGGUUAUGGAAUAUGGCUGAUCAGAAGUUUCGAUAAGCUUCGAUGGCAGAUGAACCAAGAUCCCCGAGAUGUAGAGCUGCAUGGCCGGCCUUGCUGUGAUGAGUGGAUUUUAGAUGUGGCAGGGUGUGUCGCCAUCUGCCUUGGCGCCCUGGUCAUCAUCACCAGCAGCGUGCUACUUGUCGGCAUCAAGAAGCGGCAGCCGGCGCUGGUGGCCCAGUGGCCUGCCGCCAUCGCCAUGCUGUUGCUGUGUGGUCUGGGGCUCACCGUGGCUGCCAUCGCCGCCUCCGCCUCUGGACAAAGGCACCUGUUGCUCCUGCUACCUGGUCUGACCACCAUCAUCGCUGCAGGACUGGACGUGUACGGGAUGCUGAUUGUCCACAGCUUCUACAGGCAGCUAUUGGACGAGAGGAAACCGUCGCCUCCCGUGCCCUUCGUGGGUUAGGUUUGCCUGCCUGCCUGCCUUCUCGUGGCGCUGCGCCAGUACAUGGAUCACGCUGCUCGCGUUACCGGCAACCAGUGGACGAAAAAUGGGGGAUCAGAAUCCCAUCCAGUUGCAACACGCUGGCCAGAGCAUGGGCUGAGAGACUCGACGCGGCAGUGCAAGGGUUAUGCAUCAUCCGAGAGAAGGCACCUGUAUUAGCUGAUGCCUGAAUUCUUUGCUUUUUAUGUGCUUGUGCUGUCAACUAUAUACCUCGAUGCUAACAGAAGUAUCUUGUUACUAAUUUUCAUUGGUUAUUUAUAUACAGAUGUAUUCGCUACUAUAGUAUAAGAAAGUGACUUGUUAUUAAAUGGAAUUAUAGCCGA
Messenger RNA from Schistocerca piceifrons (Central American locust), 818 nucleotides. RefSeq lists its product as uncharacterized. The transcript has 5 exons. NCBI's taxonomy places the organism in Eukaryota, Metazoa, Arthropoda, Insecta, Orthoptera, Acrididae. The record is from RefSeq and is a predicted model, not a curated record. Bases 64 to 456 code for a protein of 130 amino acids.